UAUUAUCUUAUAAGCAUUUUCUCUGUUACAGUCUCAAUCUUCCACUGAUAGAGAUGCAGAACUUGACCUGGCUAGGGUUCUGAUCAUCCCUCUUCCCAGUUUCAGAGUAGGCUUUGGAUCUCCGAUUGGAGCCUUACCCAUAUUUUCUUAACCUUCAAUUGACGCUUUGGGACUAAAAACUUUCCAACUUAAAGAGAAAAGAGCUUGCUCGGAGAGAUUGAGAGAGGGAAGAUUUGGAUCAGAUAUUUGAGGAGGGUUAGUUAUGGUGAAAAGGUGGACUGAUAAAUAGAGGGUAGUAUGAAAGAUAUGGCAAUCAAGCUGUUUUAUCUGUUUUGAAUUUUGAUAGGGUCAGAUAUUACAAUAUGGAGGACGAGAGCGGGCUUGAGCUCAGCUUGGGUUUGUCUUUUGGUGGCUCGUCAGCCAAACCCAAGGGUAAGAAUGGUAGCUCUUCAGAUGCUAGGGCUGAAGAAGUUGGUAGAGGUGGCAAAAUGGUGGAUGACUUUAAGAGCAUGUUUGAUAACGUUCCUCAGAAGCCAGAAUCUAUUAUUGGGACUCGAAGAACUGAUUCCCCAAAGCCCGAAGAGAACUUCUUUAGUGACCUUUCAAAGGCUAAAGAAGAUAAUGCUUCUUUGAAUUUAAACGGAAGAGGAUUUCUGGUUGCAAACAGUAAUAAACCUAUUGAAAUUGAGGAUGAUAAACGUUCAGAGGCAGCAAAUAAGCGAAAAAUGCCUUUUGAUGAUAUACGUAAUCAAAAGAAGCAUGACAGUGAUGUUCAUCACGCUGAUUUACAUGAUAGGGCUAGAACAUCUCAUAUUUCUAUAACAGAAGAUGGUUCAACUGCAGAAAAUGAAGAUGUGGCAGACUCUGAAACUGAGAACUCCACCUCCAGGCCCAUCUCACACCACAGUGAUGGUUCCAAAGGAUUCAUCAGAGUUGGUUCUUCUUCCGAUGCUGCAAAAGAGGUUCGUGGAAGUGCUGACUCAAAUGCUACUGACUUUAGUGGGCAGAAGAGGUUUACAGGAUCAUCAGAAAAAGAUUUUAAGCAUGCAAACAUGACUUAUGGUGCUUCCUUUUCUGUUCAACCUGUAAAUGUGAUGAAUGUACCUUACCCUUCUUCAGUGAAAGAGUCCAGCACAGUUGGGGCACCAGGCCCUCAGAUACCUGGAGUGAUCCAUGUGAUGCCUACUGUAACUGGUGAGCGCUCAGGAGCCCAGUCUGUGAAUAAUGGGAGCUUGCCAGUGAUGUUUGGAUAUCCGCCUGUUCAGCUUCCCAUGUUGGAGAAGGACAACUCAUGGGGUUUGGUUUCUCGUCCUCAACAAUUACACCCUCCCUUUGUUGGCAGAGGUCCAACUAACUCAGCUGCACUGCAAAUAAUCCCAAACAAUAUAUCUGAGGCCAUGCCUUAUGAUGGAAGACCGUUGGAACGGACCAAAGGAGAUGGUAAACAGCGCCUUACUGAAGAAGGCUCCUCCUCACAACCUGAAGAUGUGAAAGGGAGAAGCACAAGCCUUAGGGCCAAAGAUGUAUCGGACCAGUCAACAGGAGAGGGUUCCAUCAUUGAUUUUUCAAACAUUAAGCCCGGUCUUGCUGCAGAUGUGAAAUUUGGGGGGUGUGGUUCGUAUCCAAAUCUGCCUUGGGUAUCCACCUCAGGUUCUGGUCCAAAUGGCAGGACAAUAUCUGGUGUAACUUACAAAUACAACACUAACCAAGUUAGAAUUGUGUGUGCAUGUCAUGGUUCUCACAUGACUCCCGAGGAGUUUGUUCGUCAUGCAAAUGAAGACCAGGUCCCCGCAGAGGGCAAUGCAGUUUUGGGGACAGUAGCAAAUGGCAAUCCUGCUGCCUCUUCUCACAGCUAGAGUCUUGUUCGGUUUAAGUUGUACCCUAAUAUUACAGUUCUCAACAGGUGAAUCAGGGAAAUCGGGCUUUAAUUUUUGUAUAGAUGAAUGAGAUUCCUACCAUUUUUCUGUACAAACUUUAAUAACUCAUUUGGCUAUUCCAUGUUAUUUACUUAUAGCCAAUGCAAUCAAGUUUGCAGUUGUAUGUAAUAAUGGCCCAGCUAGCAUAAUCUGUUCUAUUAAAUAGUGUCAUCAAGCAUCUGAUUUUAUGCCAGCGAACACAGUUCAGCUUUAGCCCCCUCUCUCUUUAGUGUUGAGGAUCAAUAGUAUUAGUAAUGCUGUUU
Cajanus cajan (pigeon pea) is the source of this 2179-nucleotide messenger RNA. It is a transcript of the gene NINJA, whose product is annotated as Putative interactor of JAZ. The record is from RefSeq and is a predicted model, not a curated record. Gene Ontology annotation, cellular component: nucleus. Gene Ontology annotation, biological process: negative regulation of DNA-templated transcription; jasmonic acid mediated signaling pathway. NCBI's taxonomy places the organism in Eukaryota, Viridiplantae, Streptophyta, Magnoliopsida, Fabales, Fabaceae.